AUGUCUACGGACAAGAUGAAAGCCGACAAGCCAGAAUUCACUCCUCGCGAAGCCGAGUUGAUGGCUGCCGCCUUCCGGUCCAUGAGAGGCAUGCCCAAUAAGGGCCCCGAUAUCGACUACGCCAGGAUGGCAGUGAUCCUCGGCAUGACGAAGGGAUCUGUCUCCAACCUCAUGAGACCCCUCAAGAAGCGAAUCUUCGCCGGUGAUUCCGCACCUGCAACUCCUCGAAAGACCCCUGGCGGCCGUGGCAAGGUCAACAGCACUCCAGCUUCUAGUCGCGGCUGUGCGAAGACUAAAGCCAUCAUGGCUGCCCUCGACGAUCAGUUCGUUAGCAACAAUGGUCCCGAUGCUGAUGGUAGUCCGACACCGAUUCCCUCCCGUCGUAUGAACACUAGCAGCCCGUUGAAGCGCAAGGCCGGCGAACUUUUCGUCGACAACGAGGCAGAGGAGGGCACUAGCGUCGCUGUUCGUGAGCCCCGUCGGAAGCGCCAGGCUUCCCUCUUCGCAUCCUCGCGCAUCAAGAAGGAGCCCACCGACAACGACGAUGAGGACGGCUCGAGCAGCUCGGCUACCGCCGAUUCAAUCGCGGACCCCGAGUACGAAGGAUCCGAUCUCCACUAG
Mytilinidion resinicola is the source of this 621-nucleotide messenger RNA. RefSeq lists its product as uncharacterized. Lineage: Eukaryota; Fungi; Ascomycota; Dothideomycetes; Mytilinidiales; Mytilinidiaceae. The transcript has 3 exons. The coding region runs from base 1 to 621 and encodes 206 amino acids. The record is from RefSeq and is a predicted model, not a curated record.